Colletotrichum paranaense is the source of this 765-nucleotide messenger RNA. RefSeq names its product vesicle transport V-SNARE protein. The transcript has 2 exons. Gene Ontology annotation, molecular function: SNAP receptor activity. Bases 1 to 765 code for a protein of 254 amino acids. NCBI's taxonomy places the organism in Eukaryota, Fungi, Ascomycota, Sordariomycetes, Glomerellales, Glomerellaceae. Gene Ontology annotation, cellular component: Golgi medial cisterna; SNARE complex; cis-Golgi network. The record is from RefSeq and is a predicted model, not a curated record. Gene Ontology annotation, biological process: endoplasmic reticulum to Golgi vesicle-mediated transport; vesicle fusion.
AUGGCUGCAGCUACAGGAAACACCGGCUGGGCCCAGCUGCGGCAACAGGCAAGAAGUCUAGAAACACAGGUACGAUAUUCCUCCGCUCAGAACGUCAUCCAGGCUUCCCUGACAUCCGGCCUCCACAGACAGAGACGCUAUUCCACACCUACUCUCAGUUCUCGACGGUAUCCGACAUCCCGGCAAAGCCCACAGAAGAAGAAAGGACCACAGAAGCGAAGCUCCAAGAUCUCCUCGAAAAAGUACGCUCAAGCCCUCGUUCGACAGACCUCGGCUCUCACCCCCUUCGCUGCCUUGAACGCCCAAGCUGCUCUCACCUCAUCCGCUCUGAAACAGAACAACCUGGCUCUCCUUCGUGAGAAGCUCGCCGAGCAUAAGCGCGAUCUCGUGCGCCUGCGCAAAACCAUUUCCGAGGCUCGCGAUCGCGCCCACCUUCUUACGAACGUUCGCUCCGACAUCGACGAAUACCGUGCCAAUAACCCCGAAAACGCCGAGGCCGAGUACAUGCUUGCUGAGCGCAGCCGCAUCGAUAAUAGUCACAACAUGGCUGAUAGCGUCUUGUCUCAGGCAUACGCUGUCCAGGACAGCUUCAAUAUCCAGCGCGAGACACUCGCCAGCAUCAACCGUCGUAUCACCAUGGCUGCCAGCCAGGUACCGGGGUUGAACAGUCUAAUUAGUCGUAUCUCAGCUAAGAAGCGCCGGGACGGCAUCAUAAUGGGCGCAUUCAUUGCGUUUUGCUUCCUGAUGUUCUGGUGGUUCUUGUAA